Messenger RNA from Anopheles marshallii, 621 nucleotides. RefSeq lists its product as uncharacterized. The record is from RefSeq and is a predicted model, not a curated record. The transcript has a single exon. Bases 1 to 621 code for a protein of 206 amino acids. NCBI's taxonomy places the organism in Eukaryota, Metazoa, Arthropoda, Insecta, Diptera, Culicidae.
AUGGUGUCACCGGCGGUUCGCAGUGUCAGCUAUGUGGUGUUUUUGGUGCUGAUCGCUACCGUAGUGAACAGUGCACCACAGAAGAAGUUCCCCUUCACGAGGCCACGUUUGGCCGCCCCGGAGCCGGAAGAAAAGACGAAUGCUGAAGAGGCGGCAACUUCCGAGGAAGCUGCAUCACAGGAAGCUAGCGACGAGUCGUUGGAGAAGAUUCAAGCCAAAUCCGCCCAAUACGCGUAUGACACGUCCGUGAAUGAUACCAUCAACGAUCAUACGAUCAUGCGCCAGGAGGAACGGAACGGACUGGCGCUGAAGGGCAUGUACUCGUACAGUGACGGCUUCUUCAAGCGUACCGUUCACUACGAAGCCGACGAUAAGGGGUACCGCGUGGUGAAGGAGAUUAACAUCCCGAUCGGCAAUGGACCGCAGGUCGAUCCGAAUGGAAAGGCUGAUGUAUCAUCCUCACUGACGGGCUCGUACUCAAUUACUGCCGAUGACAUUGCCAAACCGAAGCGCAAAGGAGUGCCGGCGUCUCAGGAAGCAGCGUCGGAAGAAGCAGCGGCUUCGUCGGAGGAAGUACAGCCGGAAGAAGAUCCAAUUGAAUCGGAUGAGGAUGAAAAGUAA